AUGAAACUGCAGGAAGGUUCUGGAAAAUACCAGAAACGUGUAGAGCGGCGACUUCGCAGUAUAAAUAAAGGAACGCACCGCCAGGCACAGUCCCCAGAAGAUGAAGAGGAAGAAGAGGAGAAGAGGAAGAUUGGCCUCGACAAGAAGAAGGCAGAAGUUUCUAUCUCUGACGCUGUAAAUGCCGCGCAGUUGCAUAUCACCCUCAAAAAUCCAAUGAAAUCCAAACGCAUUCGCCUGGACACACACGUUUAA
This is a messenger RNA of Knipowitschia caucasica, 252 nucleotides long. The record is from the annotation of a GenBank genome assembly. NCBI's taxonomy places the organism in Eukaryota, Metazoa, Chordata, Actinopteri, Gobiiformes, Gobiidae.